Messenger RNA from Condylostylus longicornis, 595 nucleotides. It is a transcript of the gene RpS11, whose product is annotated as 40S ribosomal protein S11. The transcript is spliced from 2 exons. Gene Ontology annotation, molecular function: structural constituent of ribosome. Bases 88 to 558 code for a protein of 156 amino acids. Gene Ontology annotation, biological process: translation. The record is from RefSeq and is a predicted model, not a curated record. Lineage: Eukaryota; Metazoa; Arthropoda; Insecta; Diptera; Dolichopodidae. Gene Ontology annotation, cellular component: ribosome; cytosolic small ribosomal subunit.
GUCAUAACCUCACCUUAAACAAUUCUUUUUCCUCCCUUUCACGAAUCUUCUAAACGUGGUUAAAAACAAGGUGAAAAAUUUUGGACUAUGGCUGAUAUACAAAAUGAAAAAGCUUUCCAAAAGCAAUUUGGCAUUAAUUUGAAUCGCAAAGCUAAUCCAACUUUGAAAAAAAAAAAAUUGCUUCGCCGCCAUCGAGAUAUAGGAUUGGGUUUCAAAACUCCACGUGAAGCAAUUGAAGGAAAUUAUAUUGACAAAAAAUGUCCAUUUACUGGUAAUGUUCGAAUCCGUGGAAGAAUUUUAACUGGAGCUGUGGUAAAGAUGAAGAUGCAGAGAACCAUUGUUAUUCGCCGGGAAUAUUUGCACUAUGUCAAAAAAUACAGCAGAUUUGAAAAAAGACAUAGAAAUAUGAGUGUUCAUUUAUCGCCAUGUUUUAGAGAUGUUGAAUUAGGCGAUAUUGUAACAAUUGGUGAAUGCAGACCACUCUCAAAAACAGUGCGUUUCAAUGUUCUUAAAGUAACUAAGAGUAUUGGUGCAAAAAAAAGUUUCAAGAAAUUUUAAGAAUUAAAAAUAAAUAAAUACAUAAUGUGAAUGAAAA